Umbelopsis ramanniana AG is the source of this 860-nucleotide messenger RNA. RefSeq lists its product as uncharacterized. The record is from RefSeq and is a predicted model, not a curated record. The transcript is spliced from 4 exons. Lineage: Eukaryota; Fungi; Mucoromycota; Umbelopsidomycetes; Umbelopsidales; Umbelopsidaceae. The coding region runs from base 79 to 810 and encodes 243 amino acids. Gene Ontology annotation, cellular component: peroxisome. Gene Ontology annotation, biological process: fatty acid beta-oxidation. Gene Ontology annotation, molecular function: enoyl-CoA hydratase activity; delta(3)-delta(2)-enoyl-CoA isomerase activity.
CCCACACUCACGCAAAAUAAAAAUAUUUAAACAGUAAAGACCCAACCGAACCACUUUGUAUUCCAUACAUCCCGCCUAAUGUCAUUCCCAGUCGCUAUACCUUCGAAGGAGAAACACUUCAUGACUCUCCAUAAGGAGGGAGGGUUGUACAUUCUGCACAUGCACAAUGCGGACAAUAGAUUCAAUUCAGAAUUCGUUGCCGCGUUGAACCAGGCCCUGUCGAUUGUUGAGGGAGAGUACAACUCUGCUGAAGAGCUGCAGGCCACUGCACUCGUCACCAUUGGAAACGACAAGAUUUACUCCAAUGGUCUCGACCUCAUGCAUGCUUUUGCCAAUCCCGCCUUUAUGGACGGCUAUUUGGCCUUAUUGAGGCGUCUUUUGACUUUCUGUAUCCCCACUGUCGCUGCUCUCAACGGACAUGCGUUCGCUGGUGGUUGUAUGAUGGCAUUUGCUCAUGAUUAUCGUGUUAUGCGUUCCGACAGAGGAUACAUUUGUAUGAAUGAGGUGGAUCUGCCUGCUCCUCUAGCACCAGGUAUGGCGGCUAUUCUUCGUGAAAAAAUGACUCCUCAUGUCUACCGCGAUAUGAUUCUACAAGGUCACCGCUUUACGGCAAAGGAAGCGUUGGAAACCCACCUUGUGGACGAAAUUGCUGAAGCUGACAAGGUGUUGCCUGCUGCCAAAGCCUUGGCUCUUAAGUGGGCUCCCAAGGCCAAAGCUGGCAUUGUGUACAAACAGCUAAAGGAUGAAAUGUUCACUAAUGUAGUAGCUAAAUUAUCGAUACCCUACCAUCGAUUAGCACCCAGAAUGUAAGAAUAGAAUUAAGAAAAAAUAUAGCGGCCAUAAAUUGUUUUUAUUACCCU